Colletotrichum orchidophilum is the source of this 738-nucleotide messenger RNA. RefSeq lists its product as uncharacterized. Bases 1 to 738 code for a protein of 245 amino acids. Lineage: Eukaryota; Fungi; Ascomycota; Sordariomycetes; Glomerellales; Glomerellaceae. The record is from RefSeq and is a predicted model, not a curated record. The transcript has 2 exons.
AUGGGCUUCCCUAACCAUCGCAACAUCUACAUCAUCGGCGCUCAAUGCACCGGUAAAACAACCCUCGUCAACGCCCUCGAGAAAUAUUUCACCACCACCCAACCGUCAUCGAAUGCAUGCCCUCCUCCCGUUAUCAUCCGCGAAGUAGCCCGCUCCGUCCUUCGCACCCAUGCCUUUACGGCUGCUGAUAUUAGGUCCUCCUGCGACCGAGCUCUCGAGCUACAAACACUCAUUCUCCACGCCCAAGUCUCUGCAGAGCGUCACGCUCUUGACACGGCGGGCUGGUUCAUCUCGGAUCGCUCGGGCGUGGAUUCGAUCUGUUACGCGCUUACCUACGCUGGGGAAGGAGGGGCUUCAUUACUGCUUGCCAGUGAAGAAUGGCGCGACUUGAAAAAGAGGAUGGCCGAGGCUCUCGUCGUCGUCUGCGAGUCUGGCGCAGAUUGGCUUCACGAUGACGGCGUAAGGCUGAUGCCGCUUGAACUCAACGAAUGGAUCGGUCUUCAUAACGCGUUUUGUAAUCUGAUGAAUGAUUUGGGCUUGGCGUUUGUCGUCUUGCCUUCCAAUAUGACGGAUCUCGCUGACAGGGGCAGCAUGCCGUUCUGGACGCGCGGCAGUGCCAUUGACGUGCACGGCGUGUCACUGGUGGUGUCCUACUUUGCGGAUGUUAGCCAGCAGCAGGCGGCGGAGGACGGAAAUUUGAAUCUGAUCACCUCCCAACACCCCAACGGAUUCGACUAG